This is a messenger RNA of Athalia rosae (coleseed sawfly), 1305 nucleotides long. It is a transcript of the gene thoc6, whose product is annotated as THO complex subunit 6 homolog. Gene Ontology annotation, biological process: mRNA export from nucleus. Gene Ontology annotation, cellular component: THO complex; transcription export complex. Lineage: Eukaryota; Metazoa; Arthropoda; Insecta; Hymenoptera; Athaliidae. The record is from RefSeq and is a predicted model, not a curated record. Gene Ontology annotation, molecular function: protein binding. The coding region runs from base 34 to 1041 and encodes 335 amino acids. The transcript is spliced from 5 exons.
UGUUCAAUCACGUGACUGCGAACAGGCGUCAAAAUGUCGGAACAUAAAUCGUAUAGCAUGAACGAGAAAUUAUUUUACAACACUGUCCAGUGUCAGACUUUUUCUCCUGACGGACAAUAUUUGGCGGCUGGUAAUAUAUACGGCGCUGUCUCCAUUUACGAACUUUCGAAAGCACUGGGCCCUUAUCAAGAUCAUGAGACUGAUCCCAGAGGACCAAACUAUCGAUUCACAGCAUAUCCAGACCAGCAAGUACACAGUAUCGUUGCAACAGACAAAUUUCUUAUAACGGGGACGGUUGGUGAAAUAUCUGGAUGGGAUUGGAACACUGUCAUCUCAAAUAAAGUAUCCAAAAUCAAAGUAUCAUGGUCAAUACAAAUACCAACUGUCAAGGACAGUUACGAGAGGCCUGAUGUGAACUAUAUGGUACUGUCAAAAGAAGACAACCUUCUGCAUGCUGGCUGCGGAGAUAACAAAAUUUAUACUUUUAGUCUAGAAGAUGGUAAAUUACUGAGGACACUUGAAGGCCACGAGGAUUUUAUCCAUGCGCUUUCUCUGUUAGGCAACCAAUUGGCAUCUGCCAGUGAAGAUGGGUCUGUAAGGUUGUGGGAUUUGCGCCAAAAGGAAACUUUAAAUAUAGUGAAGCCAUUUUUAGCGGAAAAAGUAGCCAGGCCAAGGCUUGGAAAGUGGAUUGGAACUGUAGAUUUCACCGAAGAUUGGCUGCUUUGUGGAGGUGGCCCCAAGUUGGCUCUUUGGCAUAUGCGUACCAUGGAGGCUGCAACGAUAUUCGAGUUACCAGACCAAGGAAUCCAUUCUGGAACGAUCUAUGAAGAGAGAGUUAUUGUCGGAGGUGCAAUGCCGAGUGUUCAACAUCUCAACUAUCAAGGAGAAAUAUUAGCUGAAGUGCUAACGUCCAGCAACACGAUAUACUCCAUCGUUUAUCAAGAUAACCCACCGAAAUUAUUGAGCAUGGCUGGAUCUAGCAACAACAUUGAUAUUUGCACGAACUUCAGCUACAGAGAAAUGACACUUAAAUUCGCUUGAUGUGAAAUCCAGAAUUGUCGAAUUGUUAAUCCGAAUAUGCUCGGGUGUGUGAAAAAGGAACGUAUCAUCUAUCCUUUCCCCUGUGCUUUCAUCAAUAUUGAGACUCAUCAGUGACUGUAUAUUUAUUAUCAGCUAGGGAACCAGUUUCGCUUCGCCAGAGGACAUACUGAUCUUAUUGUGUUCAAUAAAUAUAUUAAUACAUAGCGAGUAUAGAAACACAUCAUAAAAGUUUAUACAAAUAUACAAUGUCUUGUUUAUCUUAAA